AUGCCUCAAUUGCAUCUUUCUAAUGGACAAACCGACUAUUAUGAGAUAAACGACUUCACGGCUCCUUGGAAAGCCGACGAAACUGAUAUAGUCAUUUUCCAAGCGGGAAUAGGUCGUCAUACAGAGCUUCUGUUUCAUCUUGUACCACUCUUGAGUGGAUCUGUCCGUCUUAUCCGGCGCGAUCUUCGUGGGCACGGCAAAAGCUCCAUUGGAGAUGCUGACGGAUACAAUUACACGUUAGAUACGCUGGUUGAAGAGAUGGCUGAAUUUGUGGACAAGGUGGCAAAAAGACCUGUCCACUGGGUUGGAGAAAGCACAGCAGGAAUGCUCGCUAUUGCAUUCGCCAAGGCGUAUCCAGAAAAGCUGAAAUCCCUCAUUAUCAUAUCAACGCCGCUUGAGCUCGGUGAGAGAUUUAUGUCUAUGACUUCAGAGCCUUACAGCUCCCCUGGCGAAGCCGUUCGUAAGCUCGGAAUACUUGAAUGGAAACGCACUCGGCCUGUGACAACACUCGAUGCCAAUCAAAAUGUUGAAAGCUAUGAUAUGGGUGACUUCUCGGGCGAGGCCUACAAAGCCUGGGAUGAGGAAAUGUUGCAGAAAUGUUCUUCCGAAGGCAUCGCGCGGUAUUUCGACUUUAUUACCCAAGUCGAUAUCACAGGCCUUCCUCAGGAUGUCAAGACCCCGACAUUGGUUUUGUCACCGAAGAACAGCAUGGCGAGUCCUGUGGCCGUGAACCAGCAGAUUGCUUCCACGAUACAAGAUUCCCGCCUUGUCAUUAUACCAAGUGUUGGUCAUAUGGUAUACAUAGAUCAGCCCCGCGCCACCUGUGAUGCGAUAUUACAGUGGGUGCAGGACUUGAAACAGAGAAGGAGUGUGUAA
Penicillium concentricum is the source of this 876-nucleotide messenger RNA. RefSeq names its product alpha/beta fold hydrolase. Lineage: Eukaryota; Fungi; Ascomycota; Eurotiomycetes; Eurotiales; Aspergillaceae. Bases 1 to 876 code for a protein of 291 amino acids. The transcript has 2 exons. The record is from RefSeq and is a predicted model, not a curated record.